AUGAAAAAAUGAAAAUUUGUCAGCAGUAUGCUUCAGGUGGAUGUAUGUAUAUUCGUGCAGGUGUGCAUGAGACUGAACCAUGGUUUGUUUUUAUUUUCUCUACUGAGAAGGUGUGAGGGAAGGGAUAUUUCCUGUUGAUGCUCUUGGACUGUCCGUGAUACCUUUAUAAUUAAUUCUAUUAAGAAAUUGUUGGCACAUAGAUUUUGUUUUGUGGAUACCACUGCUCAAUCUUAAUAGGAAAUCAAAGAGGCAUAAAAAAGUGCGAAAUACUACAACUUUUAUUCAGUUUUUAUGCCAGUUUUGUACCAAUUUUGUCCACACAUCAAUGGGUCUAGCCCCAAACUUGGUUCAGAUUUUAAAACUCUUGGAAGAAUUAAAAAUGUACUGGAUGCCUACCCUUCUGAAUAUGAUAGAACUGAAAUACUCGUGUCCUGAUGCCUCUUUCGUUGGUAUGUUACUAUGCUCAUUCAGUACUGUGCAGCUGGAUGGAAAUGGUCAUCAGACGAGCCUUAGAGCCUUAGAGCUGGCAUUGUGUUUGAUCUAGUGUGACUAACUCUGCAAGCUAGCUUCCAGAAUGGUGAUCAUUCAUAUAAUAUAGAUGGGUGUGGGAGAUUUUGUACAAUACCAAUAUAUCCUUUCUUUAGGCCUUUCCUUGUACUACAUUAAGUUUUGCAUUAUAGUUCUUUGACUUGUCAUGGCUUUGAGAAUGUAUCUGUGUUUAUCUCUAUAUAUUUACCCAAGUAAUUAUUUUAUCAUAGGAAAUGAUGCAAAGCAUUACAUUUUGUACAUAGGUUACACGUUUGGAUAACGCUUUAAAAUGUUCUGAUUAGAAUGUUGAUAGGGAAUAAUCCUACUUCUUUCAGGAAUUUUAUGAACUCUAGUUGGUAAUGUGUGAAACAGAUAUCUACAGAAGGAAGAGGAAAAUGUUGGCCAUUGGAUUUUAGAGUCUGAUUCCAAAGGAGUCUGCACAGCCACUGAAUUUUUGGGGUCCCUGUGAAAUUGGAAUGGUAAUUUUCAGCAUCUUUCGGGCCAAAGUUAAACACUGUUUGAAUGGUGGUGUUGUCAAUUUCUCUGACUGAGUAUUUAAUUGUUUUACUACCCCCCCCCCCCAAACCCGAUGUAUGUUUAUAUGCAGAACUAGUAGUGAUAGGCUGAUGGUAAUUGAAUUCUUUGUACAAGUAUAUUCCAAGUCAUAAAUUUCUAUAACUGAAUUUAAUUUCGAGGUCAUGUUGUACUAUCAUCUCUGACGUAUGGUGUGCACAUUUCAGUUGUGUGGAAUGAUGAGAUACAUAUGAAAGGUAAUGAAUCUCCCUCUGUCUGUAUCUCUUUCCUAUUCUUUCUGAUUUCCCUUCCUCUUUUCCUUCAUCCCCAUUUUCUCUGAAAUGUACAAAUAUUUUUGGGGUACUUUAAGCCUACUAAACUGAGACUGAAAGACCUUCUGUACCUAUGACUGAUGCAGACACAGGUCCAUUAUUUGAUUUUUCUUACAUUAAAUAUUAAUGAUUUACUUUUUAUGGUAAUGUGGAACUAAAUUGGAAGUAAUUGAUCAAUUUCAUGGGUGCAUCAUUUAUUCAAAUGGUUACUUAAAAUGUCAUGACCUGUGUUAUAACAUGAUAAAUUCACCUCCUGCCAGCUUUGUAUUUUUUUGAAGAUUUCUUUUAAAAAUUGCUAAAUGCUUGAUCUUGACAGGAAACAUGUGAUAAGAAAGAAUGGACCAGAAAAAUGGAAGUUCUAUCACUGGAUUUAUCCUGCUGGGUUUCUCUGACCGGCCUCAGCUAGAGCGAGUCCUCUUUGUGGUUCUUCUGAUCUUCUAUCUGCUCACCCUGCUGGGAAACACAACCAUCAUUGCGUUGUCCCGCCUGGACCCACACCUGCAGACUCCCAUGUACUUUUUCCUGUCCAACCUAAGCUUUCUGGACCUGUGUUACACGACCAGCACUGUUCCUCAGCUGCUGGUUCAUCUCAGGGGACCAGACAAGUCUAUCUCCUUCGCUGGCUGUGUAGCUCAGCUGUUCAUUGCUCUAGGGUUGGGAUGCACAGAAUGCAUUCUGUUAGGGGUGAUGGCAUUUGACCGCUACGCAGCCGUCUGCAGGCCCCUGCACUACACAGUGAUCAUGCACCCCCGCCUCUGUGCCCUGAUGGCUUCUGUAUCAUGGUUCAUUGGUUUUGUCAACUCCUCAUUGCAGACGGUGCUCAUCUUCCUUGUACCACUUUGUGGGAGAAAUAAAAUAGACCACUUCUUUUGUGAGAUCCCCCCACUGCUCAAGCUUGCCUGUGUUGACACCACUCUGAAUGAAUCUGAGGCUUUCUUUGCCAGUAUGAUCAUUCUCCUCAUACCUGUGGCACUAAUCACAUUCUCCUAUAGUCGGAUUGUCAAGGUGGUCUUAGCAAUAAAGUCAGCUUCAGGGCAGAGGAAAGCAUUUGGGACAUGUGGGUCCCACCUCACGGUGGUCUCCCUGUUCUAUGGCUCGGCCAUCUAUGCUUACCUGCAGCCCAGCAACAACCAUUCCCAGGAUCAGGGCAAGUUCGUUUCUCUUUUCUACACCAUUGUCACCCCCAUGGCCAACCCCUUCAUAUAUACCCUGCGGAACAAGGAUGUGAUGGGAGCAAUGAAAAAAGUGUUCUGUAGGAGCUUUGACUCCAGAUGACUGGGAUGAGGACCAUUUGAUGGAAGACCCUGAAUGUUAGAGGCUUUAAAAUUUUCUGUCCUGCAGGUGUCAUGCAACAUUUCCCCUGAUGACUCUUCAAGAGAAUUUCCUUACCUAAUUCUUUUAUGCAAGUGAGAGUUCAAGUACUGAAUUCAUGCUUCUUUGUAACUUCCGGAGAUGCUGAUUUACUUUUCCUAUAGCAUCUACAUCAUAUUAGUAUUUCAACAACCCCCACAAAUGUUUCUUAUUUCACUCCGUUGGGAAUACUAUUGCAUUUCUAAUUGCAAAAAGCCAUCUACACACACAGGAAAAAACC
Messenger RNA from Acinonyx jubatus (cheetah), 2964 nucleotides. Its product is annotated as putative olfactory receptor 2B8. NCBI's taxonomy places the organism in Eukaryota, Metazoa, Chordata, Mammalia, Carnivora, Felidae. Gene Ontology annotation, biological process: G protein-coupled receptor signaling pathway. The record is from RefSeq and is a predicted model, not a curated record. The transcript has a single exon. Gene Ontology annotation, cellular component: membrane. Gene Ontology annotation, molecular function: G protein-coupled receptor activity; olfactory receptor activity. The coding region runs from base 1710 to 2648 and encodes 312 amino acids.